Molecule: messenger RNA, 1308 nt
Organism: Cryptococcus wingfieldii CBS 7118
Lineage: Eukaryota; Fungi; Basidiomycota; Tremellomycetes; Tremellales; Cryptococcaceae
Exons: 6
Coding region: 1-1308 (435 amino acids)
Biological process (GO): DNA alkylation repair; DNA repair
Cellular component (GO): nucleus
Molecular function (GO): dioxygenase activity
Source: RefSeq, a predicted model, not a curated record
AUGAGUCAUGGCCAUACCUCCGCCAGACACUCUGGUGGGAUCGAGAGCGGGGAUGAGAUCGACACAGAGACGAAAAUCGCCAUGCUCGCGUCUCUUGUCGAUCCCAGCUCGUUUUCCACCGAUCAGUACCUCGAAGCCCUAGCAAGCUCGCAAGGGAAUGUUGCCAGUGCCGCAGAGCAGCUGCUUAUGCCCCGGUCAAUUACUGUGCUUGGUAAACGGAAGGCCAAUCCCACUUUGAAAGGCUGGCUAGGCCAACCCACUGGCGCAACGGUCAACAAAGGCAAGUCAAAUGAAGCGGUUGACUCAACCGCCGCCAGUAAGCCUUUCAAGACGCAAGCAAGCUCUCCAAAGCACGCCAAGUCCAAUGACACCUCUCCCAAUGCCUUUUCGCUACCCAAACAGUCGUCAUCAACCACAUCUAUAUCAGUGCAGCCCAGAACGCAACCACAAGGCCCGAUCUUCCUGUCAUCCCAGGCUUCAAUAGACGCCCAAUCUUUGCCACUCUCCGUCUUUGCGCAGCCACUACCGCCAUCUCUUGCGUCCGCACUGUAUCUGUUGAUGAUGGAGGAGUCGGAAAAAUGGGGCAACAACCGCUUUUACAUUGCCGGCAAAGCGGCAAAAAGUCCUCACACGACAAGCUUCUAUGCAAGAAGAGAGGGAGGGUAUGGCAACGGGAGAUACUUUUAUGCUGGGAUGGAACAGGGACCGGCAAAGAACUACUUUCCCGUGUUGGAAGAAGCCGCUUCCCUCGUGGAGGAUAUCGUCAACGAGCAUUUGCAACAAAGACAGCGUUAUCCUCUUGAAUGGGCUGGUAGAUGGAGAGCCAAUGUAUGCGGCGCAAACAGAUAUGAUGGUGCAAAAAGCUCGGUUGGCUGGCAUGCCGAUCAAUUAACAUACCUCGGGCCAUAUACGACUAUCGCAUCUCUAUCACUUGGAACGACGCGCUCGUUUCGCCUCCGCGAGACACCUGUAUCGGACCGAGCUUUUGCCGUCAACGACAAGCCGCCUCGCACGUUCGAGCUGACACUGAGCCACAACUCGCUCUGUCUGAUGGACGCAGGGUGUCAAGAACGAUUCAAACACACGGUACCGACGCAGAAGGCUAUAGACAUGUACAGGGCCCGCUUCGAUACCAACCAGAACCCUAUCGCCGAGCACAAACAAGCUGCGUCGACAUCGAGGAUCAACAUUACAUUCCGAUUCUAUCGAGAAGCGUUUUACGAGCGGAUCAAAAGGCCAAAGCACGGUCACGUCAAGCACCAAAAGCAAUACGAGAGUCAAAACACAACGUCAUUGACGACGAUAUGA